AUGACCCACCAAUACAACGACAAACACGGCUGCGAACUGCUGGGCAAGUACAUUCUGCGAGGCCAGGUCAGAGCCAUGCCCUACCUUCCCACAGACGGCCCCGUGCAUCCUCAGGCCGAACAACAACUGAUGAUGGUCACCUCUUCAUGGGUGAACGUGCCCGAGAUCCGAGACCAGCGAUCUUUUGUUCUGUGGCUGCGAUGGAUGAACCGUGCCGAAAUCGAGCUCGACAAGUGGGCUGCUGCCUGCUCCCCCCUUCCUCCUGUGGACCUCGUGUGGAAGGAGCUCACCCGAAAGGGCGUUCGAGGCGGCGACGGAGUCAACUGGUACCAGCGAUUCCGAAACGCCGCCUUCCACGAUCUCGGAGACAUGGCAGGCCACCAGCUUGCUCUGGAGACCCUCGUCAACCUCCAUCCUGCCGCCUUUUCCGAGCCUCUCGAGUACAUGAAGAUUUACUGUGUUCUGUGUGAGCUCACUGGCAACCCCUUCAACAUUGAGCACGCGCUCAAGAGAAUCUGCAACUGGGCUGAGAAUUACGACCCUCAAAUCUCCUUCGACACGGUCAUUCAGACAGCCCGACCCGACCUGGCCGGCUGGAGUUACAUCAACUCGCGAUCUUGGUCGGAGGCUCGAGCCCGAACCCUGGCUAUCCAGCGAGAACUCAAGGAGAGCCUGCCCAAGGCAACUGCCGUCAUGAGCAGUUCGCAGAGCACGCGAUCGGUGGCUUCCCAGAAAAGUAACAAAAGCGCGGGAAGCAGUAAGUCCAGCAAGAGCAUAUUCGAUCGAGUGAGACUGGGUACCUUUAGCGGGGCUUCGUCGGUGUACGAGACCACCCAGACCUCGAGGUAA
This is a messenger RNA of Yarrowia lipolytica CLIB122, 849 nucleotides long. RefSeq lists its product as uncharacterized. NCBI's taxonomy places the organism in Eukaryota, Fungi, Ascomycota, Dipodascomycetes, Dipodascales. The record is from RefSeq and is a predicted model, not a curated record.